Oryza brachyantha (malo sina) is the source of this 1965-nucleotide messenger RNA. RefSeq lists its product as uncharacterized. The record is from RefSeq and is a predicted model, not a curated record. The transcript is spliced from 3 exons. NCBI's taxonomy places the organism in Eukaryota, Viridiplantae, Streptophyta, Magnoliopsida, Poales, Poaceae. Bases 986 to 1741 code for a protein of 251 amino acids.
AAAGAAGUUCCUAUGAACACCGGUGAGUGGUAGUGCUGAUUUUAUUUUUCCAAAAUAAUUUGUUGAUGUUAUUUUAAUGACCUCCAACUGUUUGUGCAAAUGGAGCAUAAUUGAAACCAGCUCAUGUUCGUGUCUAUAAAGAUUAAACGUACCCAUAAACGAGGAGAUAUUAAACGUACCCAUAAACGAGGAGAUAAAAGAUCGCUACUGGACCUUCUAUCCAGCAUUGGACUUUGCUAUGACAUGACUUGUGGAUGCCACUGUACUGGUGGCGUAUGGAGAUGAACGAGUUUCACUGCCAACAUCAUCACCUCAACCUGAUGAACUGGAUUCACUGCCAGCAUCAUCACCUCAACCAGAUGAACCGGUCAAGCGAAAGCGUGGUGGCCGAGGUUGAAACACAAUGCCCAAAGGUCGAUACACCAUCACACAUGUCACAGUUGAUGGUCAGCCUAUGUUACCUAAGAUUGCAGUGUCAGCAUUCCGGAGAGCAUGCAGUGUAAUUGGAAGGACAAAUAUCAAAAUAACCUACAAGGACUGGAAAAAAGUUCCAAACACUGAGAAGGCCGUAUUAUGGGAGACUAUUAAAGUUUUGUUUGAGAUGCCUGAAGGCGCCCAUAAAAGCCUGCAAAGACAAGCAAUGCUUAAGAUUGGCAAGGUAUGGAAGAACUUCAAGAGUGAGCUCUACAACACAUACGUGAAGAAAGAUUUGACUCCCUUCCAUCAGAAGGAAUUUGCACACUUGCGUGAUCAAUGGGAUGAGUUUGUGCAGAGAUGCCGGACGCCGGAAUUUGUGCAUCAGAGUGAGGUAAACAAGGCUAUCUCGGCACUCAAUACUCACCCUCACAGACUCGGCACAGGUGGGUAUGUGGGCAAAUCCUUGCAAUGGGCAAGGGAGGACGAGGAAGCAGCUCAACUGAGUUAGCCCACUCCAUUUGCGAACAUUCCAGUACAGCGGGCUCGGAAUUGGGUACGGGCAAGGGCAAUGACCACUUCUGAUGGCAUCAUCUCUUUCGCAAAUACCGAAACUGAGCAAGUGGCUCAAAGGGUUCAGCAACUUGCUGAAGAAUCUCUCAAAGGGUCUUUCCAGACAUGUAGGGAAGAGGACAUACUGACUGCGGCCCUAGGAACCAAAGAACACCCAGGUCGCACGCGAGGCCUUGGGGCUACAGUUCCAUGGAAGGCGGGAUUCUCUGACAACUCUGAUCUGUACAAGAGACAGAGGAGAAACAAAGGCAGUUGCGAAGAAAUGAACCUAGCACAGCUCAAAAGGGAGAUAUUUGAUGAAUUAGCAGCAAAAAUAGACACCAAAGUUGAAGAGAAACUACAGCAGGCCCUGAAUAAGAAGUCGGUAGCCUCCUUGGAAGCCAGCCCCAAUUCGUGUCAGGGUAGCAGUGGGGCUGUGGCACAUUCUCACCCUGGUGGAAGCAUUGCCGGUGACAGAUAUCCUGUUGAUGACAUCGAGGCACGUACAAAGUGCAAGAUUCAGGUGCCUGUCGGUGUAGGCUCUAAUUUCAUUGUUGAUGCUGGUGAGGGGAUUGCAGAUCCAUGCAGUGGAGAUGCAUGGGUGCAAGGUGUGCAGCUAGCAGCAGGAUAUGGAAAGGUGCGAGUGGACAUGGUAUAUUCAAAUUUCACUGCAUUCCCACUGCCUCUACCCCCAAAUGACGAGAUGGUGACACUGGGGCAGGCCCUCCACAAAUUUAUCCAAUGGCCGAAGAAGGACAUGGCUUUACCGUCCUAAUUCUGGAGUGUUUUGCUGGACUUUAUAAUUCCUCUAUGCAUGUACUGGCCUUUAUCUGCAUUUUGCUGAAAUGGUGCAUGCAGAUAGGAUGGUUGAUCUGUUGAGCCUCUGUGGGCAUCCUGGCCAUUAAGUGUAUUGUCUCAAUUGGAUAAUACAUGAUACUUGUGCUGCCUUCUUUGCUUCAUGACUCAUGAGAGAAAUAUAGUUUUAUUCGCAAUGCUCAA